GGCAGAUUGGUAUGGUAGUGGACGUUAAGGGUCGGGUGGCGUUGUAAUGGCAAAAAGUUUGCGAAAGGGUCGGGAUUGGAGAUAGACAAGAUGGACCAACAGUAUUGCCUACGGUGGAACAAUCAUCCAGCCAACCUCACCGACGUUCUCAGCUCCUUGCUUGCCAGAGAGGCACUCUGCGACGUUACCCUGGCGUGUGUUGGAGAUACUUUCAAGGCACACCAGACGAUACUCUCUGCAUGCAGUCCAUAUUUCGAGAGCAUUUUCCUUCAGAAUACCCAUCCCCAUCCAAUUAUAUUCCUGAAGGAUGUCAAUGAUAUGGAAAUGAAGGCGUUGCUGCACUUUAUGUAUAAGGGAGAAGUUAACGUUAGUCAGCAUCUGCUACCGAUGUUCCUUAAAACAGCUGAGGCAUUACAGAUUAGAGGCCUCACUGAUAAUAGUGUAAAUAACAAGACAGAAGAGAAAAGUCCAUCGCCAGAACCAGAAACGCAAACUGGUGUUAGGCAUACCGAAUCGCCUAACCUUCAGCCUCUUCCUGAAAAGAGGAAACGAAAGGCUUCGGGCAGCUAUGAUGUUUCCCUUAGUGGUCCACCCAGUGAACGGUUCAUGUCAGAUUCUCAGGCAUCCUCACAAUGUAGUUACAAAUCAAGUCCUCCCGUGAUUCCAAAGUUAAAUAAUGCCAUGGGAGGUGAUAUGGAAGAUGGUGGUCGACCUAUGUCUCCUGCAUCACAACCGCAACCUUCAAUCAAGCAAGAGGUAGAUCAUCAUUUACCAGACUUCCAUGACAACAUUUCCCUCCCAGGUCAUCCAGUUGGACUGCUAGGAGAAGAAGGAGGAGCUACAACAGGCACGCUAAGCGAUGGCGUGUCAGGAAUUGAAUCGUCUGAACACCAUAAUCCCCCAGAAAUGCUCGACGGACUUGAUGAUACGACACUUUUAACCCCUCAGGGCACUGAGUGCGCGCCGAUUACGUACAUUGAGAAAGUUAAUCUGUCGGACUUUUUCGAAAAGCUGCCGUACACGUACACUAGCAAAUGCAAACUAUGCGGUCGGGUCGUGUCGAAUCUAAAGAAUCAUUACUUGACGCACAAUCCAGGAAAUUAUGUGUGCCCGCUGUGCGGCUGCCGUAGGACCCGGCUGGAUAACCUAAAGGGUCAUAUUAAACAGAAACACCCCGAGAUACAGAUAGUGCAGAAAUCCAGCGGCACAGCUCAGACUUGAACCGAUUCAUGUCUACCUAUCUUCCUCCUUGUAAUC
Molecule: messenger RNA, 1257 nt
Organism: Habropoda laboriosa
Lineage: Eukaryota; Metazoa; Arthropoda; Insecta; Hymenoptera; Apidae
Product: sex determination protein fruitless-like
Exons: 5
Coding region: 91-1221 (376 amino acids)
Biological process (GO): regulation of transcription by RNA polymerase II
Cellular component (GO): nucleus
Molecular function (GO): protein binding
Source: RefSeq, a predicted model, not a curated record